Messenger RNA from Orbilia oligospora ATCC 24927, 897 nucleotides. RefSeq lists its product as uncharacterized. Gene Ontology annotation, cellular component: nuclear exosome (RNase complex); cytoplasmic exosome (RNase complex). The coding region runs from base 1 to 897 and encodes 298 amino acids. Gene Ontology annotation, biological process: nuclear polyadenylation-dependent rRNA catabolic process; nuclear mRNA surveillance; nuclear polyadenylation-dependent mRNA catabolic process. Lineage: Eukaryota; Fungi; Ascomycota; Orbiliomycetes; Orbiliales; Orbiliaceae. The record is from RefSeq and is a predicted model, not a curated record. The transcript is spliced from 3 exons.
AUGCCAAAAGAGCCCGAAAUUUCGCUCGCAGAAAAAACCUUCGUCCUCGAAGCCCUCAAGCAAAACCUACGAGUCGACGGCCGGAACAUCCACUCCUUCCGUGACAUCCAAUUUUCCUUCGGCGAUGACUAUGGUUUCGUAGACGUCAGGCUGGGGAAGACGAGAGUCCUCGCAAGGAUCUCCGCUGAAAUUAUAAGACCUCGUCCGGACCGUCCGUUCGAAGGUACUUUCACAAUAUCCACCGAAAUGGGUCCAAUGGCUUCUCCAUCAUUCGAGGUGGGACGUCCCACAGACCUCGAUAAUACCCUCUCCCGCCUCCUCGAGAAGUCUAUACGCCGUAGUACAGCUCUAGACCUCGAGUCCCUUUGCAUAGUAACCGCCCAACGCGUCUGGUCCCUCCGAGCCGACCUACAUUUCCUCUCCCACGACGGAAAUCUAAUAGAUACAGCCUGCAUAGCCACUAUAACCGCACUAGCCCACUUUCGUCUCCCUGUCGUCACCGUUUCGGGUGAGGACAUAACAAUACAUCCAGUAACCGAACGAGUGCCUGUACCCUUAAGUCUACUUCACUGGCCGAUUUGUGUUACAUUCAGCUUUUUUGGGGAAGAUGAUGAUGGCGAGAUGGUUUGUGUGCUUGAUGCUACUGCUCAGGAAGAGGCGUUAAGGGAGGGAGAUAUGACGGUUACCGUUAAUAAGAAUGGUGAAGUGUGUCAGAUUUCAAAGAGUGGUGGUGUGGCAGUUGAGGCAGAGACGUUGAUGAAGUGUGCGAGGAAGGCGGCGGAGAAGGUGAAGGGGAUUGAUAAGUUAAUUGCGUCAGCAUUGAGGGGGGAUGAAAUUGCUAGGAACAAAGGAAAUCUGGAUUGGUUGAAGGAGGGCAGGUCGGAGAAUGAAAGGUAG